Messenger RNA from Astyanax mexicanus (Mexican tetra), 5323 nucleotides. It is a transcript of the gene c3h6orf47, whose product is annotated as chromosome 3 C6orf47 homolog. The transcript has 2 exons. Bases 726 to 1646 code for a protein of 306 amino acids. The record is from RefSeq and is a predicted model, not a curated record. Lineage: Eukaryota; Metazoa; Chordata; Actinopteri; Characiformes; Acestrorhamphidae.
GUGUGAGGUGGGCCACACUCAGCCAGCGAGGGGAAGUUGUCGGCUGUAGCUCCCAGCUAACAGACUAGCCCAGCCAGCAGCGGACGGAGAGCUGCCGGGAAGCGGCUGGUUUAGGAGUUUAUAUCUACAGUAAUAAUGAGUGAGUUCUGAAGGCUGUAUUUAGUGGAAGAGUGUGGCGGUGAGUUGGAGCGCUGACAGGUUGUGAGUAGUUAAAGCAGGAGCCGGCGGAGCUGCUAGCGUUUAUUGUUGCUAACUUGGAGGAGGAGGUGGCAGUGGUGGUCAUUGUUAUUGAGAGGAAUGUAGUUAGCUUUAGCUUGUAAAACAUGAACAUGAGAUACACAUUGUGUGUAGUUUCAGUUUAAAUUAAUGGUUUAAUAGAUGAUUAGGGCUUAUUCAGUCGUUUGAGAGAACUGUCUUAGUGUUUUAGCGUUGUUUUUACAGAUAGCUAGUGCUGGUGUUACGUGUAUUUAACUAAUGCUGUACGGGUGUGUCUCUAACUGCUCUAGAUGAACUAGUUCUUCAGCAUAGGUAGGUGAAUGUGUGGCAGAAUGCCUCCAAUUAUUUAACUAAGACAAAACAAUGUUUUUUGCUUGUUCUCAGUAACGUCAGUUAGCUAAGCUACAUUUUAAAGUUAAUUUUAGUGAACUUAAGGGAGUUCAGGUUCAGAUUUGGUCAAAUAGUUUUUAAUUUCUCUUCUUCUCUUGGAUAAAGUCGAACAAAACGCCAUGACAGCUGUUGUAGGACGUGUCUGGUCAUGGGUGAGUCCAGGGAACCUGUAUCGCCCCUGGGGCAGCAAGGCCAAAUCUGACAAAACCUUCACAAAUGAGGGCCAGCUGAAAAGCAGGUGGAGCCUAGGGGGGGUGACCUCCUGGGUUUGGGGUGGACAGAAGAAUCUAAGUGACCAAAUAACUCCAAUAGAGGAGUUCUGGGAUGCAGAGGAGAGGCACAAACCCCUAGAAAUUGAAGACUUAAGUGCAGCCGAAACAGAAACUGUGGCUCCACAGAAGCCUCCACGCUGGUGGAGCAGGAUGCUUCCCUCUGCCUAUUUCUUUUGGCCGAGAUCAUCCACAGGAUACUCCACAGUUGAUGGACUCAGGCAAAGGAAGUGUAUGGGUUGGAGUGAGGCCUCUGAAAAGGACUUCGAUACCAAAGAUGGAGAGCUGUCAGACUAUGGUACCCCUCCUCCAUCUCCUACACCACUUUCAAAAAAGCCAUCUCCGUUCCAGCUCCUCGCUCGCACAUGGACAGGAGACAUCCUCCCAGAGCACUACGAGAUCUGCUUCAAUUUCCUUCGUCACCUCUUUGACCUCUUUGUGGUUGGAUUCCUGUUGACGGUCUCCCACCCUACCAGGUUUAUUCUGGAUGUGCUGGGUGUCCAGGGUCCCCUGAAACUGUGGAUCCAUGGCAUGGCCAUGUUCCUGGUGUCUUCUGUGGGGAUGGCCGGCCUGCUGUGGUUGGUUCAGGAGUACCUGCCGCAGUUCGCUUUGGUUUAUGGCAUUGUUCAAGCCCUUGUCAUUUCUGUCAGUGUGGGACAGAGUGUGAUCCUGGGAACAGAGGAUGAUGAGGUAGAUGGAACCGAAGAAGAGGAGGAGGAGGAUGGGAAUGACGAUGGACAGAUUGGAACUAGAAAUAGUUCCAAGGAAUGAAUGUGCGUUGAGGAGAGUUCCAUUUGGGUUGUCUGAAAAAUGAGGAGUUUUGUGCCUACAUGUGACAUAGCUACAUACUGACCUUUUCAACAAAGUAAGGUAUUUGAGCGAGCCAAGUGAGACUAAGACUUCUAGAUGCCAAUAAGCAUCUGAAGAGGACAUUAACUUUACCAGCAAUUGUUACUCUACGUUUCUUUCAAACUUUCACUACAAAAACACCCUGAUCUACAAGGAGCUGUUCAGCAGUGCAGCUGGCCAGAAGACAGAUGAUUUGGAUAAUUCUCUAGCGUUUCUGCCGGUGAAACUAUGAAAAGCUACAAAUGGUAGUUGAAGAUGAACUCUGUAACAUGUACAGAGAAUACUCUUUAACAUAUAUAUCACACACAGUUACAUUGUGAGAGAUCAUGUCAUGACAUUUUCCACAUGAUGAUAUUCCCACAGAAUUGUCAGUGGGAAUCUACACACCUGCGCAUUUUAUUCUUUUAAAAGGACCAGAUGGGAUUUAGACUAUUAUGUCUAUUAUGUUUAAACAUGGAAUGGUAAAUCCAGAGGUUUUAGGUUUCCUAUCCUUUUAAUUCACCACUGUCUGACUCGAACCUUUUACUACACUCCAGUCACAGUAUUUGUAUUGCAAUGUACUUUUCCCCCAUUUGUGUCAAUAUCUCACAGCAAUCAUAUGUUGUGUGCUUUAUACCUGUAUUUACAGUGUAAGGCUGUUCACAGUGAAUCUUCUUAUAAAAGGGUACUUGGCAACUUUGAGGUCAAUAAGCCGUAGGGCUGAGCAGUACUGACAGAAACAGUAGCACAAUAUAUUUUUUUUUCAAAUAUCUGACAGAUAUACUGUAUCACACUAUUUGAUUUAGCAUUAAUAAAGUGAUCAACCUCAUGUUUUUGGAACGCUGCUGCCCUAGGCUACAAACCAGACUACAGAUAUAGCUAAUGGGGAGAAAGGAAGUGUACUGUUUAUUUAGGUUUUACCUAUUUUGAACAUUUCUCCCUUCUUGACGAAUCUGUAGCACACAGGAAGUGAGCAAAGGUUAGGUUCACACAGUGGGGUGAAGUGGCUCAAAUCUGAUUUUCUUAACAUAUUUAUGUAUUUUUAGGUGUUCACCCUAUUUUUGUUACGUGACAUAUCUCACAUACAUCUAACCAGUUCAUGCUCCCUUGCUGCUGCUGCUGUUAAUUUUCUUUUCUCUUUUGUAAAUGUUGACAAGAUUUCAAUAUGUAGGGGAUUUCAAUACCACAUAUGAAAGUGACCUGAAUCAGAAAAUUGAAAAUGUCAGAUUCAGUGUGUUUUACCAUUCACACUAAGCACCCUCCCCCAUAGCACCCCUGUAGUAUAUAUGAAAAAAGAUCAGAAUUGUGCUAGGCUGUGUGAACAUAUUCUAAUUUAUUGAUUAAUACCACCAAACCCAAAAAUCUAAUUGUUGCCUUUAUAAAUAAUUUGUAUUAACUGGUCUAGAUGAUAAGAUAAGGCCUAUUCAACUUGGCACUAAGAAAAGGCCUAUUCAACUUGGAAGUGUGCUCUCAUCGAUAUCUUAUUCUAGCAAUAGGUCAAAAACCACAUACUUAAUAUAUUUGAGAAUUUCCACAUAUUUAAAAUUAGUUCUUGUGCUCCUGCUGUCACUGGGUGACGGGUUCAGUCCCUGGUGAUGCCACAGCCGUCUGUGGCCAGAAGUCAAGGACAACAUAACUGGGUUGUGUGAUGCAAACCAGUGCAAGCUUUUGUUAGCUGACAUUUUUCAAGUGUGUUCAGAAAAUAUCAAAUUAUAUUGCAUUAGUGUCAGUUUAAAUACAUACUUGUGCAAGCACAUUCUAGCUUUCUAUGCUAUCUGCUUUGUGUGAAAAUAGUCAACGUCUGAUUUUUUCUGUAUAUGAGGAUAAUAUAUCGGUGGGUUAAAAUCUUAGCCGGAAUCUUUGGGUGCGUAGGAGGGAUACCUGCUGGACAGGGCUGGUAAUGAUUGUUAUUAAAUUGAAAAUUAGUUGAAAUCAUAUUGUAGAUGCUAGCCUUUAUAAGUAAUUAUUUCACAAUACUGAGUCAACAUUUUGAUAUACUGCCACCAGAAACAACAAAGGAUAGAAACCUAUGAGUUAUUAAACAAAGCUGGAGUCCCCGUCUAUCUUAAAGUAGGUGACAGUCUCCAAAAAUGUCUCUAAGCUUCUUUUUUUUUUUACUUUAAGCUUAGGUUAUCUGGCUAAAUUGAAAAAAGCUAAUGUUAAUAACCCCCCAAAUCUGGGAAUAGGCUUCAUAUAUAAGUCAAUUUAAGAGACAGUUUCCCAGACAUGAAUUAAGCCUAGUUGUAGAGUAUAUUUUCCUUUAGAUGGAAAAUCUCCAUUCACAAUGCUGCGUCGUCCAAGACUAUGCCUGAUUAAUACCUGUCUGGAUAACUGCCCCAAUAUGUGUAGGCCUACACCUGCGGUACAGAGCAGCCUGGCUUUGAAAUGUUACACCAUAUUGUAUGAAUCCGUUACUUUGCCGCCAAUAAUAUUGUUACAAAUCAAAGUGUUUCUGAUCUACAUUUCAUGUUUAACAUAUCUAUUCUUUGCAUUAUUUCUUAAAGGAUAAUAUUAGGGUUUGUGCACUUGUUUUUCUGUGCAAUGUUGAGAUGAACUGCAUGUCUUGUUCCAUUUAGACUCAGUUGUUUAAUCUCAUAUCAUGGCUGUUUGUAUCUAUUUUCUACCUUUCUGAGUUUGUUAUGUACACUGUUUUUGUCACUAUGUGCCUCCCAUUAUUCGUAAUGGAUAGACAAUAAGGGUUUGUCUUACAGACGCAUGUUUUGCACCACUAUGAACUUGUUUGUGGAUAAACACCACAAUGGCUUGGAUGUCCUGUCUUUACAAAAAGUGCUCUCUUUUCUUUGCUUAAAUUCGUAGCACACACCAUGCAUGAUUCAGUGUGAUGAUGUACUAGAACACUUCAGAGUAAAAGACCCUGCAUACACCUGGUAACUUCAUGCAUCUUGGAGUAUGUGGAUUACAUCUGGAUAAGGUCAAACCAUAUAAAAAUGUAAAAGUGUGAAAGCACUCAAGACAUAUUUCAACAAAAAUACAAAUCUAAUCAUGCAAACCAUUUCCGGAGGUGGUCUGAGACAUAUUUAAGCUGCAGUGUAAAAACAUCCAACAACCAAACCCCCUCCUGUUACAUGCUGCAUAACGAAAAAACUUUCUAUCCCACACAGCAAUCAAAUUAAGUCUGAUUUUAGGCUAACUAACCAGAAAUGCAUUGGACAACCAAAUGUAAAUGCUUCUAGGUGUGGCUAGAAUCUAAUAAAGAUAAAAUCCAGAUACUAUUUACAUGAAAUUACCAGGUAAAAACAGGAAUAAAGUCAUUUUUGAAAUUCUGUUAUCCUGUGUACCUCCAAUCUACAACUGUUCAAAACAAACAGUACACACCUAGCUAGCAUAGUUAAUUCCCAUUAGUAACUGUCAUUACUCACUGCACAAACACUGUUAAAUGAAAUGGAAGUGUAUAGAAAUGCUGUGUACACUUGGAAAGAGAGCUACGUCCUGUCUGAGAGUGAAUGAAGGAACACAUGAUGUGACAGAAAAUGAGCCUUCAAGCUGUCUGAGAACGUGAAGACCAACUUCUUUAAUGUUCACUGUCUGGCACUCUGAGCCUGAAAUAGUAUAGCUGAAAUAAAUCUUUUUUAUUUUUUCCUUCCUGGAACAUCUACGCA